Glycine soja is the source of this 1456-nucleotide messenger RNA. RefSeq names its product auxin-responsive protein IAA27-like. The record is from RefSeq and is a predicted model, not a curated record. Lineage: Eukaryota; Viridiplantae; Streptophyta; Magnoliopsida; Fabales; Fabaceae. Gene Ontology annotation, cellular component: nucleus. Gene Ontology annotation, molecular function: protein binding. The transcript is spliced from 5 exons. Gene Ontology annotation, biological process: regulation of DNA-templated transcription. Bases 220 to 1143 code for a protein of 307 amino acids.
CAUUAGAGAGGAAAAAAGUUGACUAGAGAAAGGGCGGAGAAGGCUGUUUUGUGCAUCAACAAAACCAGCUCCUGGACUUGCUUGCAUACUCUCUCUGUUCUUUCUAUUCAAAGAUCUGUAAAUUUAUAUAUUAUCUUUUAUCAUAUAUAGUAUUAGUAUAGUCCACUUGUUUAAACCACCUGUGUUGCAUAUUCUGAAUCCUAUCAUCUUGUGGCUUUGAUGUCUAGAGCAUUGGAACAUGAUUACAUAGGGUUGGCAGAGAAUCCGUCAAUGGAUGGUAAAAACUCAUCAUCACUGAACUUGAAGGAGACAGAGCUGAGGCUUGGCCUCCCUGGUUGCGAGUCUCCAGAGAGAAAAUCAGGUUCUGCACUCUGUCUUUUUGGCAAAGAGUUGCAGAACAACAAUAACAAUGUUUGCUCUUUGAAGGCUGGGGCCAAGAGGGGCUUCUCUGAUGCCAUUGACACCUCUUCUGUCACUGAGGGAUCUCAAGGAGCUUCUGCUUUGUUCUCUCCAAGAGGUGGCAAUGUUGGGAAGCCUCUUAUUGGUUUAGACACUCAAACUAACACCACCAUCAAAGAGGUUGGUGCAGUUCCUCAAUCAGCCAAACCGGUUCAGGAAAACAAUGAUCAGUUUGCUGCAACAAAUGCCCAUGCAAUUGCUCCUGCUGCUAAGGCACAAGUUGUGGGAUGGCCACCAAUUCGAUCUUUCCGAAAGAACACGAUGGCCUCUAAUUUGACAAAGAACAAUGAUGAAGCUGAGGGAAAAUCAGGAUUUGGUUGUCUCUAUGUGAAAGUCAGUAUGGAUGGUGCCCCUUAUCUUAGAAAGGUUGAUCUCAAAACCUAUAACAACUAUAUGGAACUUUCCUCAGCUCUUGAGAAGAUGUUCAGCUGCUUCAGCAUUGGUCAAUGCAAUUCUCCUGGACUUCCUGGGAAAGAUGGACUAAGUGAGAGCUCUUUGAGGGAUCUUCUCCAUGGAUCUGAAUAUGUUCUUACAUAUGAAGAUAAAGAUGGAGACUGGAUGCUUGUGGGUGAUGUUCCUUGGGAGAUGUUCACUGAUUCAUGUCGGAGACUAAGGAUCAUGAAGGGCUCUGAGGCAAUUGGGCUAGCUCCAAGGGCCAUGGAAAAAUCUAGGAGCCAAAACUAAUGCAGAAAAAACCCCAUUAGACCAAAGCGGGGGGUAUUCAUUGAAGCAUAUAAAGAUUUCCAAGGGUGUUUGAGUUUAUGAUUCUGUUCAAAAUCAAAAACAUAUGCUAUUCAGUGUCUCAGUUUUUGUGCAUUAAUAUAUAUAGUAUGACAAGUUUUAUCAUUAGAAUUCAACUGGAGACAUCCAGACAAUAUAUACACAUAUUUUGUUUGUUUCUCUAUUUUGUGUAUCCUUGGAUUCUAGUUGCUGUAUAAAAGAAUUGCUUGUUGUGCUUUUCCCUGUUUCCCUCUAUAACUAUUCUGAAUUUUCUUCA